Closterium sp. Yama58-4 is the source of this 1224-nucleotide messenger RNA. Lineage: Eukaryota; Viridiplantae; Streptophyta; Zygnematophyceae; Desmidiales; Closteriaceae. The record is from the annotation of a GenBank genome assembly.
AUGGCGGAUGCUACGACAAAUUCGAAGAACACAGCGUUGUCAGACUCCAAUCAGGCCGCUGCGCUGCUUCAGAUCGCGCGCCUCGUCGCCGCAUCUCCUGGCUCUCGCGGACCUCUCGCCCAGCUUCUCAACGCGGCGGAGGGCGGUGCGACUCUCCUCCCCUCAUCGUCCGUGCGACCGACUUUCGCGUCAGACGCGCCGUCCUUUGCGGCGCAUGAUGCGCCACCGUACACGUCAAUCUAUCCUCCCCUCGCAGUGGGCGCCCCUCAAACCACAUCCGCGGCUGCGUGGCUCAAUCCGCGGAACUCCCCAUCGGCGGAGGGUCCGCGCGCCAGCCUCCGCGAUCUGAACAUCGCGGCCGGGUCCCUUGCGGCCGCCGCUGCGCCUGGUAGCCCGCAGGCGCGUGGAUUCGGGGGAACUGGCGCGUUUGGGAAACCAGGGAACACCGAACGCGCAUCGCUGAAGCGGAAAUCUUGGGAUACGGCUGAUGGUGAGGAGCGUAGAGCAUCGAACGCGCCGUUCCCCACCAGCGGGUCCGCUGGUAAAAGCUUUGGGGCUCUGUUCUCGCCCCAAGCAGGAUUCAAGCCUAGGGUGUUCAGUCCAGAAGUAGCUGGAGAGUUCCGGUUGAGUGGAAGCUCGGAUGAGGAAGGGGAAGGUAAGGAAAGCGGUGGGGCGUUCAUGGAGGGUCAGGGGGAGUGGGAGAUUGCUGAUGCGGAGGGGGAGGGAGAGGGGGAAGGGGAGGGAGGUGCCGAGACGAAUGGCAACAAAAAGAAAAUGCGGCUUACGAGGGAGCAGUUAACAAUGCUGGAGGAUUUUUUCAAGAAGCAUCCACAUCUGACGCCGCGUCAGAAGGCGGGUUUGGCGAAGAGUUUGGGAGUGCGGGUGCGGCAGGUGGAGGUGUGGUUUCAGAACCGGCGGGCGCGCACCAAGGUGAAGCAGACAGAGGCGGAGCUUGAGGGGCUGAGGAGGCUUUGCCAGCAGCUGGCAGAGGAGAAUAAGCGGCUCAAGCUGCAGCUGGCUGCUCAGGAGAGGAGUGAGGAGGAAGCUAAAAGACGAGAAAUGGUGGGAACUACCAGGAGCAUGGAUGGGGAGGCUAGCGCGAACUGCAUGAAGGCUGUUGAAACAAGGGGGCCAAAGUGCAGCUCUUGUCAUGCAGCUAAGGAAUCGGAAGUGGAGGAUACACCUGUUGAAGAGGGAGAAACCCCAUUUAUUAUGUUUUUGUAA